AUGACAUCUAUAAAACCUUUUAAAAUGGAGGAUCUUUUCGAGAUCAAUCCAGUUAACUUAGACCCGUUUACGGAAAAUUUCAAUCUCCUGUUCUACUUUCAAUACUUGUGCGACCAUCCACAACUUUUCUUCAAGUCUGUAGAGCCUGUGGCACCAGACUUCCCAGACAUCAGCGGCUACAUGAUGGGGAAAACAGAAGGCCAAUUAAGCAAGAAAGAAUGGCAUACACACAUCACGGCAGUCACUAUCAACUCUGACUAUCGUCGGAUUGGAUUGGCCUCCGAUUUAUGCUUGCAUUUAGAACGCAUCACUGCAGUCAAACCCUAUGAAACUUUAUUCAUUGAUCUCUUCAUGAAAGUAACAAAUAAUGUGGCUCGACAGCUCUAUGAAAAGUUGGGGUAUUCGAUCUACCGCAGAGUGGUAGGAUACUAUGGUUCGGUAUAUCCUACAGACAGAAACGCCAUAAGUGACGAUGACGCAUUUGACAUGCGCAAGGCACUACCCUGUGACACUAAAAAGGAAACUGUAAGGGAAAACGGCCAAAACCAUUACGUUUUGCCACAAGAAGUUGUCUUUUGA
Messenger RNA from Clavispora lusitaniae ATCC 42720, 579 nucleotides. It is a transcript of the gene NAT3, whose product is annotated as peptide alpha-N-acetyltransferase complex B subunit. The record is from RefSeq and is a predicted model, not a curated record. Gene Ontology annotation, molecular function: protein-N-terminal amino-acid acetyltransferase activity. Lineage: Eukaryota; Fungi; Ascomycota; Pichiomycetes; Serinales; Metschnikowiaceae. Gene Ontology annotation, biological process: N-terminal peptidyl-methionine acetylation. Gene Ontology annotation, cellular component: NatB complex.